Molecule: messenger RNA, 1941 nt
Organism: Capsicum annuum
Lineage: Eukaryota; Viridiplantae; Streptophyta; Magnoliopsida; Solanales; Solanaceae
Product: protein DETOXIFICATION 9
Exons: 7
Coding region: 271-1704 (477 amino acids)
Biological process (GO): xenobiotic detoxification by transmembrane export across the plasma membrane
Cellular component (GO): membrane
Molecular function (GO): antiporter activity; xenobiotic transmembrane transporter activity
Source: RefSeq, a predicted model, not a curated record
GAAUUUUCGUUAUUUGUUUAAACUUGGUGUCAAAGUCAAAACUGACAACAAAAUUGAAGGAGAGAGUAUUUUAUUAACUGGCAUAUCUAUACGCAGGACCUUACCGUAUUUUUCCUUGCUACGUGGGUUGCUUUCAAUAGCUACAGCGCUAUUGAACCUUCAAUUUUUAAAGCAUUUAAACUAUAUAUAUAUAUAUAUGUACUCCUAGCAAUUAAUUUCUGGACAAAGUGAGAGUUAAACAAAGAAGUAAUUUGGAGAAAAAUCAAAAUUAUGUCUAUGGAGGAGCCGCUGGUGGAGAAAGAAGAUGUGGCGGUGACAAGGAAAGUGUUUGUUGAUGAGCUGAAAGAGGCGAGUCACAUAGCUAUACCAAUGAUAAUAGUUACAGUAUCACAGUACCUUUUACGUGUUUCGCCAAUGAUAAUGUUGGGUCACUUAGGUGAACUUUCACUUUCUAGUGCUUCUAUUGCUACUUCACUUUCCAAUGUUACUGGUUACAGUCUUCUCUUUGGAAUGUCUAGUGCGCUGGAGACUCUAUGUGGGCAGGCUUAUGGAGCAGGACAAUAUCGAAAACUUGGAACUUAUACUUACAGUGCUAUUAUUUGUCUAUUUCUGGUGUGCAUACCAGUCUCUGUUCUGUGGAUCUUCACAGAUAAACUUCUUAUAUUAAUGGGUCAAGAUCCUUCAAUAGCAGCUGAAGCUGGAAAAUAUGCAAUUUGGCUCAUUCCUACACUAUUUCCAUAUGCUAUUCUUCAGUCACUUGUCCGGUAUCUGCAGGCACAAAGUAUAAUCCUACCAAUGCUUAUAAAUGCAGUUGCAUCUUUAUGCUUCCAAGUGACAGUUUGCUGGGCUUUUAUAUUCAAAUUGAAUUUAGGAAGCACCGGAGCAGCGCUGUCAAUUGGUUUAUCCUAUUGGUUGAAUGUGAUCUUGCUUAUGUUUUAUGUGAAGUACUCAUCGGCUUGUGAAAAGACUCGAGCUUCAUUCUCUAGGGAUGUUUUCCUGACUAUAGGGGACUUUUUCCGCUUUGCGAUCCCGUCUGCUGUAAUGGUUUGCUUGGAAUGGUGGUCAUUUGAGAUAAUCAUUCUUCUCUCCGGUCUGUUGCCAAAUCCGAUGUUAGAAACUUCUGUUCUAUCCAUAUGCUUUACAACCACUUCUGUGCACUACCAUGUACCUUAUUCUUUUGGUGCUGCAGCAAGUACUCGGGUUUCAAAUGAGCUUGGAGCUGGGAGGCCACAGGCGGCAAAAAUUGCCCUUGCUGCUGUGAUAGUUCUUUCUGCCACAGAGGUUGUUCUUGCAAGUAUAACUCUAUUUGCAGUUCGCCAUGUAUGGGGCUCUGCGUUUACUUAUGAGAAAGAAGUAGUGACUUAUGUUGCAGAAAUUACUCCUAUUCUUUGUAUAUCAAUCAUCAUGGACGGCACCCAAGCAGUACUAUCAGGAGUUGCUAGAGGAAGUGGGUGGCAACAUAUUGGAGCCUAUGUGAACCUUGGAGCAUAUUAUUUGGUCGGAAUUCCUGCAGCUCUAUUACUUGGAUUUGUCUUGCAUCUAAACGGCAAGGGCCUUUGGAGUGGAUUGGUGGCUGGAACAAUUGUGCAAUCUAUUUCACUCUCCCUUGUCACAGGCUUCACUAAUUGGGAAAAACAGGCCAUUGAAGCAAGAGGCAGAAUUUUUAAUGAAAAGCUUGCUGGCGAAAAUCAGUUCAUUGAAUGACAGGACGUGCAGAUGCUAUGGUAAAAUGAAAUAAAGGUAUAAGUAGCUUUGUUUUAGGGAGGAGCACCCUCAUCAUAGUACCAAUUGGACAAUUUAGAACGUGAUCCUUCUCUCAGGUGUUCAUUUAUUGUUUCGUUUCGUGCAUUAGAUAAACAGAUCAAUUAUUCAAGGAGAGAUUUUUCUGAAUUUAUAUAUAUAUUUUUUUUGCUCUCGGCAGAAUGAGGAAAAUUUUUAGUA